Folsomia candida is the source of this 4224-nucleotide messenger RNA. Its product is annotated as zinc-regulated protein 8. Bases 77 to 3970 code for a protein of 1297 amino acids. The record is from RefSeq and is a predicted model, not a curated record. The transcript has 3 exons. NCBI's taxonomy places the organism in Eukaryota, Metazoa, Arthropoda, Collembola, Entomobryomorpha, Isotomidae.
UUGAUUUAGUUUUAAUUAAGCCCUAGAUUAAACCACAUGCAGAUUUAUAGUACCACAGUCAUGCCAGUCGUCAGCGAUGGCGUCCAAAAGCAGCACAUCCACUUUAUUCUCUACAUACAAGUCAUCUAAAAUACACAGAAAUUACUCCAGAAACGGUGCCAAUUCCAGCAGAUACAUUGUCGGCUCGGUGGGAAAAUCUUGCGGAAAACAUAUCAAUUUUGGUGGUGAGAGUGGAAGUAAUAGUAGUUCGGGUAGUAGAAAUUGUGGUACUUUGCAUCAAAAUGUGGCGAUUGCGACACAAGUCUUAAAUCCAAGUGCGAUUGGGGGAUCAUUAAAAAAUCGGAGAUUUGUCGAACAUUUUGGUCGCAAAGAGGACGAUGAGAUCAGUUUUCUGAACAGGAGAAGCCGGGCAGUUUGCAGUAAACUUUGUUAUUAUGGAAUAUCAAUUGGAGUGACGAUGGUCAUGAUUACAGGACUAAUCGUGGCCGUCGGUUACAUGCAGUCCGAAAAGCAAAAGGUUUCCACCCGUCCAGUUAAACUCGCCCAAGGACAAGAUUAUCACUCCUCCACGACCCAUCUCCCCCUCGUAAUUCUGCACGGAACCACGACCACGGUCAAACCCAUCAAACGAGUUUCUUUCGAUCCGGACAAUGAACUAGAAGAAGAUGGUGAAAAUGAUGACAUGAUGGAUGAAAUCAGCGUUACAGACUUUAUCCAAACGCGUCCACCCCAACCUCGUAGUAAUCAUCAUCAAGCAGGAAUUUUUAAUUUUAAAGUGUCAACAACAAAUCAACACCGUCACAAUAUUCAUGAUGCGAACGAUGACGAAAACAACAUUCCGGACGACAACAAAUCUAAAUUUGGUGGAAAUUCACAGUUUUCAAAUCAUAAUCAUGAUGAUGAAAAUGAUGAAAGUGACCAUGAUGAUGAGACCAAGUCCCCGGAAGAAGAGGAUUACGAUUACGGACGAGGAAUAGAUAAUCAGAAUCAGCAUUCAGUUCGAGGGGAUGACAAGGGCCGACAAUUCUCAGAAGUGAGAGUCAAGCCCCCUUCAGGAUUUAAGUUUGACGGGAUAUCCUUUGAAUUUCCAAUCUAUCGAACCAAUACCACUACUACUGAGAAGAGCAGUACUUCUACCGUUCUACCGGAUGUGGACGGUGAUGAUGAUGAUGAGGAAUUGCACCCAAAUGACGACUUGAGUGAAAUUGAGACUGAAAGCGCAAGUAGUAGUUCUGCAUCAGUGAAGGAUUUGUCUCCCACAACGCAACCUACAACAACGCCGUUGGGAGCUCAGGAGGAUGAGACAAAAGGAUUAGAAACGAGUAUUAAGCACUCUAAUUCCAAUUCUGGUACUAAUUUCACUUCUCUAAUUGACUCCCAAGAAAAUAAUCUGCAUAAAGAGGUUUUGUCUUCGGAUUUGGAUGAUGAAGAAAUUGAAAAUUACGCCAACGCAAACAUUCAACAAGACGCUAAUUCUUCGGGCUCAUUGUUUUCUCAACAACUAAACCCUUCUAACUCAGCCAAGUCUGACAGCUCUAAUUCUAAUAGUAACGCAAAGAAUGGGGAUGAUCAAAUAAUUGUAAAAGCCAGCAGUGGUGGAUUCAAGACAAAGAAGACCCAAUAUGACAAAAACUAUCAUGACGAUUUCAACAUUGGAGAAGCAACAACCGCAGUGGCAACGUUACAAACUGAUAUUUUUGAUAAUGCCGAAGAGUUUCAAGCCAGUGCGUCCGAGGACAGUGAGAUUGAUGUCGAGUCUGGUGAUGCAGGUGGCCGUUUAGUAAAUGACGAGGAGGAGGAGGAAAGAAACAAUACGCCGUCAGAUCGCGUCACUACAACUAGACGCCCAAAACCUAAUAAUAAAAAUUAUGACAAUGGGAACAAUAAAAACAAUAAUGAGGAACGUUACAAGGACACUGCAGCAACCCCCCAAAAAUCAAAUAAGGGCCAACGACGAGGAAAAAUUGUGCGACCGAGCCCGUCUCAGCCUCCAUAUCAUCAAGAGGUCGAUUAUGAUGACGGUGAUGAACCACCCCCACCCCCAAAAAAUAAUGCCCGGACAAAUAAUAAGGGUGGUGGUGGUGCUGGUGGCAAAAAACUUUCACUGAAGCAGAAAAAAUUUCGUGGAAAAGUCAAGGGUACUAAAGAUAAAGACCAGUCGACAGGACAGCAAAACAUUCAGCUUGAACAUAUUGCAAUAAGUUCAGGAGAAUCACUACCAAUUGCUAAUUUGGAUUACAAAGUAGAUUUUAGCAGAUUCAUCCCCACAACUCCGGCGCCUUCUUUUUCUCUUACGACUGACAAUCCUUCACAGGAUUCCGACAACAUUGAAUACCAACCUCCAACCAUCUCACACUCUGUAAAUCCAUAUCCAGACUUUCGAUUUGCACCUCCUCCUCCAGAACGUCACAAACCAUUCGACUUGGACGAAUAUCUUCAGAAACAUGCCCACAAAAAAGUUGUAGACACUUCAGAUGACGCUACUACUCAAUCCCCAUCUCCUCCUGCUCCCACAAUUAAUUUGGACUUGUCCUCCCUGGCCAACUUUCAACAAUCCUUCUCCAAUGUGGCUGACCCCACUGCGGCCUCGAAUCCUUAUGCCUCAUUUGGAGGAAUAAGUGGUGCUGGUGGUUCUGUGUCCCCCUCCUUCAGCGAUACUCCGCCAUCACCGCUGGCAUUUACGCAAGAUAAUCAAUUCAGUAAAAGAACAUUAUAUAAUUUGGAUUCUUAUCCCAGUUCAAAUACAAACGAGUUUGCUCAUCUUCUAGGCCCGCAAGUACCAACGACCAAUUUUGGAGCGGCUUCCCCCACGGGCGCCACGCUAAAUAUUUUCCAAUCUCAACCUAGCUACAAUUUUGAUGGAGGAAAUUCUGGGGGAGGAGGAGGAGGAACUUAUCAACCAUCAGCCGCACCCAAUUUUAAUUUCCCAACCUUCAACGCCUUGUCAUCAUCGGCAUCAUCAAAUGCGCAACAUGGAUUUCAUGUUGACGCCAAUGGGGCCUUUUCCCUAAUCACUCCGUCAAAUUUACCAUACCCCAACAUUCCCACUGGUCAAGUGACGAGCGACAAUAGUAACAACCUGGCCAGCAACAAUUUCCAAAAUGCCUACUCAUUCACUAACAAUGAACCUGCGUCGUCCUCCAAGAAUUUGAUUCUAACGACAGGGACGGGUCAAAUACCGACGUACAACACCAUUACACAAGGAAUUCAUUUAUUGUCACUGCUUUCUGGAAGAAAUUCUGGUGGAGGUGGAGGAUACCAAAAUUCUAAUGAUCAACUUUCCAGUGGAUCUUCAAACUAUGAAAAUAUUGCAGAAAUGUAUCCCGGAUCUCAACCUCUGGUCCAAAUUCCAGGAUUGUCUGGUGGUGGUGCAUCCGGAAAUUUCGACAAUUUUCAAUCAAGCUAUCCAAGUUAUACUCAAGAUUUCUUUCCUCAAAAAAAUUUCAAAGGUUUCGAUCAGUCUGGGGAUCAAGACCCGUCAGCCUCAAAUCCAAUAGCAUCAUUCAGCCAAAACAUAAUUAUGAAAGCUGCAGAUCUGGAUUUUGGGAUGAACAAUGUGAAGGCCAUCCAUCAGAUGACUCAAAUGUCACCUCCCACGACAAAGUCUUCGAUAUCGGAAUUUCAACUAGUUGGACUAACAACCACGCCGUCACCUCCACCAAAAUCGUUUGCCCUCAGCAUUGUCCCCAAAUCAACUAGCAGUACUCGGAAGAGCAAACAUAAGGCAAAGGUCUCAACAACAACAACGCCUCAAUCGAUGGAUUCUUCCGAAUUGGAGCAAUCUGUUCCGAAAUCCAGAAAACGGCUAAUGACGCCCGAACCUGAUUUAGACGUUGCAGAAUCAGGGAUUCACGUUUUUGCGACCGAUGCCCCCAGUAAGAGGAGGUUCAGUGCAGUAACUAAUACUGCAUUCGGGCGACCUGGGAAAGGGACAAGCUAUAGGGGAUUAAAGUCAGGAUUUUACAGUUGAAGAUAUAAAAUAGUUGACUUAUUAUUUGCAAUUUUAGGAUAAUUUAUGACAUUUUUUCCUUCUACAUUUAUAUAAUCUUCUUCAUAGCAUCUGACAGUUAAAAAGUUGCCAGUUCUAUAAAUGAUACACCGAUUUGCAUGGAAUAAAUCUAUAUGUUAUUCUUUUUAAUAUAACUGAUACACGUUUAUAAGUUGCUCUCGCUGUUAUAAUUUAGGAAAAGAUUAAUAAAUUACAAAAAAAAUAUUUACCAAAAA